Mollisia scopiformis is the source of this 204-nucleotide messenger RNA. RefSeq lists its product as uncharacterized. The record is from RefSeq and is a predicted model, not a curated record. Bases 1 to 204 code for a protein of 67 amino acids. The transcript is spliced from 2 exons. NCBI's taxonomy places the organism in Eukaryota, Fungi, Ascomycota, Leotiomycetes, Helotiales, Mollisiaceae.
AUGAUUUUCACCGAAGAUGAUGCUGCCGAAUGCUUGGCCAACUUCCCCGCCAAUCUCGGCAUCAACACCACUAUGGAGCAAAUAGUAGAUGAUCUCGUCCAAGUCGCCAGGAGCCUGAAUCCAAUUUUGACACGCCUAACCACAGAUGCUGAAAAUGAAUCCAAUCCAGCUGCCGAGGGACGACGUAUUGGCCACCUGUUGUAG